AUGCUAGAGGAUUACAAGUGCACCCGGCUAAAUGGUGUCGAAACUCGUGGUAUAAUUAAACUGCUACAGCACAACAAAGCUAAGGUGUUGACAACGACCGAACGACACUACACCGAGCAACAAUCAAAAAAAGGUAACGCACACUGUGUUACACAACAGCGAUCAAGUUUCCGGCUGCAUGUAAAAGCAGAUUCUACCCUUUGGCACGGUUUAAUCGAAACUCUCCCAUCCCCACCUGAAAAAAGUCAUCGAUCCGUCAUCAGCAAGUCUCGGCCCGGAAUGCCCGGCAAUAAUCGUAGACCCGCCUGCCAAAGCCACCCGGUUCAAUCGCGCACGGUUUGCGGUGACGAUCGUGCAGUUGCAGCUGGCAACGUGUGA
Anopheles moucheti is the source of this 378-nucleotide messenger RNA. RefSeq lists its product as uncharacterized. The transcript is spliced from 5 exons. NCBI's taxonomy places the organism in Eukaryota, Metazoa, Arthropoda, Insecta, Diptera, Culicidae. Bases 1 to 378 code for a protein of 125 amino acids. The record is from RefSeq and is a predicted model, not a curated record.